Molecule: messenger RNA, 2946 nt
Organism: Ceratotherium simum simum (southern white rhinoceros)
Lineage: Eukaryota; Metazoa; Chordata; Mammalia; Perissodactyla; Rhinocerotidae
Gene: TRPC7
Product: transient receptor potential cation channel subfamily C member 7
Biological process (GO): calcium ion transmembrane transport; regulation of cytosolic calcium ion concentration; single fertilization
Cellular component (GO): plasma membrane; cation channel complex
Molecular function (GO): inositol 1,4,5 trisphosphate binding; store-operated calcium channel activity; protein binding
Source: RefSeq, a predicted model, not a curated record
UGCCUUGGAAGGCGAGUUUUUACCAUUGCAGCACAAAGGACAGCGGAGCGCGAUUUCACAUCCUCGCAACUCCAGUCACUCGACCAGCUCUAUACUUCAGCACCACGGAGAGCGGCACCUCCUCGGCUACUACCCAUGGGGAGCCAGAUUACUGCGACUCAACACCGGAUUCCGGUCAUUUAGAGGAGGGACAAGUCUGCGUAUUUCACCCUCAAUGUUGGGGAGCAGCGCCUUCAAAAACAUGCAGCGCCGGCACACGACACUGAGGGAGAAGGGCCGCCGCCAGGCCAUCCGGGGUCCCGCCUACAUGUUCAAUGAGAAAGGCACCAGCCUUACGCCCGAGGAGGAGCGUUUCCUGGACUCGGCAGAGUAUGGCAACAUCCCAGUGGUCAGAAAAAUGCUGGAGGAGUCCAAGACCCUCAACUUCAACUGCGUGGACUACAUGGGGCAGAACGCGCUGCAGCUGGCCGUGGGUAAUGAGCAUCUGGAAGUCACAGAGCUGCUGCUCAAGAAGGAGAACCUGGCACGGGUCGGCGACGCGCUGCUGCUGGCCAUCAGCAAGGGCUACGUGCGCAUCGUGGAGGCCAUCCUCAACCACCCAGCCUUUGCGCAGGGCCAGCGCCUGACGCUCAGCCCGCUGGAGCAGGAGCUGCGUGACGACGACUUCUACGCCUACGACGAGGACGGCACGCGCUUCUCUCAUGACAUCACACCCAUCAUCCUGGCGGCCCACUGCCAGGAGUAUGAGAUCGUGCACAUCCUCCUGCUCAAGGGCGCACGCAUUGAGCGGCCCCACGACUACUUCUGCAAGUGCAACGAGUGCACCGAGAAGCAGCGCAAGGACUCCUUUAGCCACUCGCGCUCGCGCAUGAAUGCCUACAAGGGACUGGCAAGUGCCGCCUACUUGUCUCUGUCCAGUGAAGACCCUGUUCUCACCGCGCUGGAGCUAAGCAAUGAGUUAGCCAGACUAGCCAACAUUGAGACUGAAUUCAAGAAUGAUUACAGGAAGUUAUCUAUGCAAUGCAAGGACUUUGUGGUGGGAGUGCUGGACCUAUGCCGAGACACAGAAGAGGUGGAAGCGAUUUUAAACGGUGAUGUGAACUUACAAGUCUGGUCCGACCACCACCGUCCGAGUCUGAGCCGGAUCAAACUUGCCAUUAAAUACGAAGUCAAGAAGUUCGUUGCUCAUCCUAACUGUCAGCAGCAAUUGCUUACCAUGUGGUAUGAAAACCUGUCAGGCUUACGUCAACAGUCUAUCGCUGUGAAAUUCCUGGCUGUCUUUGGAGUCUCCCUAGGCCUCCCUUUUCUCGCCAUAGCCUAUUGGAUUGCUCCGUGCAGCAAGCUAGGACGAACCCUGAGGAGUCCUUUCAUGAAAUUUGUAGCCCAUGCAGUUUCUUUUACAAUCUUCUUGGGAUUGUUAGUUGUGAACGCAUCUGACCGCUUCGAAGGUGUUAAAACCCUACCCAACGAAACCUUCACAGACUACCCAAAACAGAUCUUCAGAGUGAAAACCACACAAUUCUCCUGGACAGAAAUGCUCAUCAUGAAGUGGGUCUUAGGAAUGAUCUGGUCUGAAUGCAAGGAAAUCUGGGAGGAGGGGCCGCGGGAGUACGUGCUGCACCUGUGGAACCUGCUGGAUUUCGGGAUGCUGUCCAUCUUCGUGGCCUCCUUCACAGCGAGGUUCAUGGCCUUCCUGAAGGCCAGCGAGGCCCAGCUGUACGUCAACCAGCACGUGCAGGACGACUCGCUACACAACGUCUCGCUUCCGCCGGAAGUGGCGUACUUCACCUACGCCAGGGACAAGUGGUGGCCUUCAGACCCUCAGAUCAUAUCAGAAGGGCUGUAUGCAAUAGCUGUCGUGCUGAGCUUCUCUCGAAUCGCGUACAUCCUGCCAGCCAACGAGAGUUUUGGGCCCCUGCAGAUCUCCCUGGGGAGAACUGUGAAAGAUAUCUUCAAGUUCAUGGUCAUUUUCAUCAUGGUAUUUGUGGCCUUCAUGAUUGGGAUGUUCAACCUAUACUCCUACUACCGAGGUGCAAAGUACAACCCAGCGUUUACAACAGUUGAAGAAAGUUUUAAAACCUUAUUUUGGUCCAUCUUUGGCUUGUCUGAAGUGAUCUCGGUGGUGCUGAAAUAUGACCACAAAUUCAUCGAGAACAUCGGCUACGUUCUCUACGGCGUUUAUAACGUCACCAUGGUGGUAGUGCUGCUCAAUAUGCUAAUAGCCAUGAUCAACAACUCUUAUCAGGAAAUUGAGGAGGAUGCAGACGUGGAGUGGAAAUUUGCCCGAGCAAAGCUCUGGCUGUCUUAUUUUGAUGAAGGAAGAACUCUACCUGCUCCUUUUAAUCUAGUGCCAAGCCCUAAAUCAUUUUAUUAUCUCAUAAUGAGAAUCAAGAUGUGCCUCAUAAAACUCUGCAAAUCUAAGGCCAAAAGCUGUGAAAAUGACCUUGAAAUGGGCAUGCUGAAUUCCAAAUUCAGGAAGGCUCGCUACCAGGCUGGCAUGAGGAAUUCUGAAAAUCUGACAGCAAAUAACACUUUCAGCAAGCCCACCAGAUACCAGAAAAUCAUGAAACGGCUCAUAAAAAGAUAUGUCCUGAAGGCCCAGGUGGAUAGAGAAAAUGACGAAGUCAAUGAAGGCGAACUGAAGGAAAUCAAGCAGGAUAUCUCCAGCCUGCGCUAUGAGCUUCUGGAAGAGAAAUCUCAAGCCACCGGCGAGCUGGCCGACCUGAUCCAACAGCUCAGUGAGAAAUUUGGGAAGAAUUUAAACAAAGACCACCUGAGAGUGAACAAGGGCAAAGACAUUUAGAGCUCACGUCGGCAUCUGUGACUUCUACCAGCAUUCCAAGGCCAAGUUGGAUGCCCUGGUCACCAGCCCUGGCAGGGAGAGGUCCCAGGCCCACUCCUCUAGGACAGUAAAGGGACCCACUGGCUCUGUCCUGAGCAGCCUUG